AUGCCCGUUGAUAACAAGAGAAUUGCAGGUCCUGAAAUAACGCAGCCAGUUGUUUUGAGAGAAGAAAAACGCCUUCGAAAACCUCUGGUAACCUCGAUCGUGUUUUUUGUAUGAUUUAGUGUCUAGAAGGUGUUAAAUUGAAGAGCUUUUGUUGUAGAUCAGCAGCGAGGGUCAGCGACAAGAUGGCCGCAAAGCGGACGAGCUGCGUCCCAUGUGUAAGUUGCUUUGUUCUCUAAGAACAUCAUUCAUUAAAGUUUGAAAACAAUUUAACUUUAAAUUUUUUUUAAAGAUUACGUUAUAGACAUUAAACGCAAAAUUGAAUCAACACUACUAAAAUUUGUUGCAUUGUUUUAAUUGAAAAAAUUAAAAUAGAAUGUUAGAUUCGACUAUCAGCUGCUGAUCGGGAAAUAAGCCCUCGCUCCUCUCUCGAGCAGUCUUCUCGGGAGAACCGAGAGAGUGACCGAAAUCGAGCCCAAUAAAAUAUAGGAAAGUGAAAGUUUUGUCCAGUUUUUCUGACUAUAAUGUACAUGUAUGACUGAAUUUGAUUUCCAUUUUUUUUCCAGUUUUGCGGUCAGGAGUGGUAAGUCAAGCAAGGGGAUCAGCUUAUAUUGAGAUGCAAAGAACCAAGGUUACAUGUGCAGUGUAUCCUUUUGCUGAACUACCAACAGCACAUGUCACUUGAAUGUUGGCUUCUUGGGGUAUCAGUAAGCUUCCACUGAUAAAACUGUCCUUGACCAUAUAAAAGUAUGGGAUAAUUAUUUUAGAGCUUUACUCAGGGCACUUAGACCUAUAAUGGAAGGUUGACUUUGACCAUGAGACAUAAGAAGGGACCUAAAGACCUUUUGAAAGGCAGUAUUUUGUCUCUAAACUUCAUCUUACCUACGUGUGCCAGUUUGACUUUAACAGAAACUCAGAUAUGGCCCCAGAGAGUCGUCAAGACAACAAGAAUUUCGUCAAAAGGUACAACUGGUAGUAGAUAAUGUUAUAUUCUUCAAAGUUUAAACUUAUUCUUUAUCUGAAAAUUUAACUAAAUUAAUAAUACUUAUAUAUUAAAGAUGGUGAUUUUUUGGACAUGCAUUUGUUUUUUAUAAUCAGGAUAAAAAGUUUAAAAUUGACAUGAGAAUAAAUUAUCUUCUGAGGCAGUCCAUGUUUUCUUUGUUAGGGGAAACUCACGUGUGAAUUUAAAUUUGCACCAUUUUCUUGCUGGCAGAGAAGACAACAUAUACAGGUACUGACUGAGUACCACAUCUUUUAUUGUAGUUCUGAUUAUCAGUUUAGGUAUUGGGAUGUUGUGCUUCAUUCACUUUUUUUCUGUACAAUUCUGAAAUAAGUUUAAUUUUAUUUGGUUGUCAUAGUAUAACCAGAAAAAACAAAACAACAACGAAAAAAAAACAACAAUAACAACAACAAUGUGACACUGAACACCUAAUGUGAUAGUAAUUUUUUUCUUCUGAGCUGCCUGUGUUUCUGACUGAAUAACAUUUCCCUUGUGUAUUCACCCUGGGCAUUAUAAUAAUAUUCACCAUCCCGUUUCUAUCAUGUACAUGAGCACACAUCGACAUUCCAGAUCUAGCAGCUUGCAGGAUGUUUGACACUUGAACUAAGUUUACAGGCCCUAGCUUUCACAAGUCUCAUGUAGCUUAGCGGUGUAGCUCUGGCUAUAGUAGCCAGAGGGUCUCCUCUUUUGGACAACUCAAAUUUUUUCUUCUGAGUGGCGUACUGUCACUGACUGAAUAACAUCUCUAAAAUAUUAUACAUGGAGGAAUGCCUGUUGUGGUCCAAUUAAUAAAUCAUGGCAAAGAUUAGGCCAUUCAAGCAAGCCACAAAACCAGAAAAUUAAAAUGUAAGCUUGCGGUGUAAUUUUCUCAUGCCCAAUGUUUUCAUCAGGAUUCAGAAGAGAAAGAGUUUUCCUCUUUUGUUGUGCAAGCCUUGGAGCCAGCUGUUUGCCUGGUAAGAUUAAUUUUUCUGCUGGUGUUUGUGGUUUAA
Porites lobata is the source of this 1986-nucleotide messenger RNA. The record is from the annotation of a GenBank genome assembly. NCBI's taxonomy places the organism in Eukaryota, Metazoa, Cnidaria, Anthozoa, Scleractinia, Poritidae.